Messenger RNA from Echinostoma caproni, 2070 nucleotides. Lineage: Eukaryota; Metazoa; Platyhelminthes; Trematoda; Plagiorchiida; Echinostomatidae. The record is from the annotation of a GenBank genome assembly.
AUGAUUGCUCAGGCUCGUAUUUUUCCUCGAGGAUCGGGUGAAAUGAUGACUCGUUCACCGGUAAAAGUGACAUUAUCCGAAGGUCCGUAUCACGUCGCCUCCUUCAAAGACAGUCCAAGGGAAUACGACCUAACUAAAGAAUCCGAACUGGCCGCCCUACGCAGGGAUAUUGAGAUGCGGAUGAAAGCCCUGGUCAGCGGUGGCAAGACUAUCAGCUCUGAUGUGAUCUCUUUGAAUGUGAAAGGACCGGGUCUUCAACGAAUGGUGCUCGUCGAUUUACCCGGUAUCAUUUCCACUGUCACAACAGGCAUGCAAGCCGACACACGGGAAACAAUUCAGCGAAUGGCUAAACAUUAUAUGGGAAAUCCAAAUGCCAUUAUUCUUUGUGUUCAAGACGGUAGUAUUGACGCGGAGCGUAGUAAUGUGACAGAUCUGGUCUCUUCUGUGGAUCCAACCGGCAAACGCACUAUAUUUGUUCUAACCAAAGUCGAUCUUGCUGAGGCUAAUUUAUACAAUCCAGACCGGAUCAAGCAGAUUCUUGAAGGCAAAUUGUUUCCCAUGAAAGCCCUGGGUUACUUCGCAGUGGUUACCGGUAGAGGUUCGAAGGACGAGAGUAUCGAGAGUAUAAAAGAAUACGAAGAAGAAUUCUUCCGCAAGUCUCGUCUGUUCCGCGAGGGCACGUUGCGUCUAUCCCAAAUGACAACAGCCAACCUGAGCAAAGCAGUGUCCGAGCGGUUCUGGAAAAUGGUGAAAGAUUCCGUGGAGCAGCAAGCGGACACUUACCGAGCGCUCCGGUACAAUUUGGAGGCAGAAUGGAAGAAUUCGUACUCACACCUACGCGAAAUGGAUCGCGAGGAAUUGUUCGAGAAAGCCCGUAACGAGAUACUUGAUGAUCUUAUCACACUGAAUGGGAUCAAUUCCGUCACAUGGGAGAAGAAUCUGCGUAACGAGCUUUGGAAGGAGUUAGAAGACUCCGUUUUCACCAACAUGUUUGAGCCCGCGCAACAGUUGGAUAAUCUUGGCGCCUAUCAAACCAACAUAGACAUAUGGCUGCGCGACUGGGUCGAGAAAGAUUUACCUACUUCCUCAAUCAAAGCUGGUUGGCAUACGUUAUACGACCAGUUGGAUGAUAAACUGCGUUCUGUUCAACGCGCUCCAGGGCAUGAUGCAUUGUUCGAUGAGCUCAAGGAUAAGGUGCACCAAGAGGCCCGGAGUCGACAUUCGUGGGACCAGAAGGCGGAAAAUCGUUUGCGUGUCAUCCAAUCCAACGCCUUGGACGAUCGAACUGUCCAUACAAAGGCUCAGUGGACUGCUGCAGCUGAUUUCUUGGACCAGGCUUUGAAAAAUCGGUUAAAAUCAGUAAAUCAAAAAAUUUCUGAGCUUUGCGGGCCCGGUUUGGUCCAAAGGUGGUUCUUCUGGCAAAGGCGCACACCGGAACAACAAGCACGACAGGAUAUAGUACAAGAGAUCGAAACACUUCUCGCCGCAUACACAAAACCGAACCCCCACAUCACUCCGGACGAUUUGACCACAAUUCGUCGCAAUUUGCAGGCACGAAACAUGACUGUUAGUGACUCCCUUAUCGCAGAGACUUGGGAACCACUAGUUCGACGAAUGUACCUGGAACGCGCUUUGUACAACUGCUAUGAGUGUCGCAAAAGCUUCUACUACUACCAACAAGGAUUCCUCACCCAAGGCGAAUUGAAUCCGGGCACAAUUGAUAUAUCUGCAUCAGCAUCGGAGUCUGACCGAAAAAAUCAUUCUAGGUUUCCUGCUGAUCCGGAUGUGGCGAGUGAAUUCUCUGAUUGUCGAGAGGUAGUCUUCUUCUAUCGAUUGAUGCGCAUGCUGGAUGCAACCUGCAGUGCCUUGCGACAGCAGAUCAUGAAUGACGAAGCCAGACGCCUGGAACAUCACGUGAAACAAGUACUUUCAGAGAUUGCCAAUGAUCCUAUGGAACUGCGCAAGCUAAUCACCGGUAGACGAGUCGCCCUAGCUGAAGAACUCAAGCGAACGCGUCAUAUCCAAGAAAAAUUGGAAGAAUUCAUCGCUGCUUUGAACAAAGGGGAUUAA